AUGCUGCGCUUCCUGGUGCCCCGGCUCUUUCGCCUGCGCCGGCUGGCCACCCCGUACUCCUCAGCAGCAGCCCUCCCCAGCCCCAUCCUGAACCCAGACAUCCGCUACAACCAGCUGUUCAUCAACAAUGAGUGGCAAGAUGCGGUCAGCAAGAAGACCUUCCCAACAGUCAGCCCUGGCACGGGGGAGGUCAUCUGCCACGUGGCUGAAGGGGACCGGCCUGACGUGGAUUGGGCAGUGGAAGCAGCCCGGGAGGCCUUCCAACUGGGGUCUCCAUGGCGCCGGAUGGAUGCCUCAGAGCGGGGCCGGCUGCUGAGCCUCUCUUUGUUCUGAGGGUGGUGGGACAUCAACACCGGACUGAAGGUUGCCCAGAUCUUCCCCAAACCGAGAUUACCCCCCCCAACCCCUCUUUUUAACCACAUCAACAAUGGGAAGCCUUUCCCGGAUUCUUAUGUCUUGGACCUGGAUGAGGUCAUUAAGGUAUACCAGUACUUUGCUGGCUGGGCUGACAAGUGGCAUGGCAAGACCAUCCCCAUGGAUGGCGAGCAUUUCUGCUUCACCCGGCACGAGCCUAUUGGCGUCUGUGGCCAGAUAAUCCCGUGGAAUUUCCCCUUGGUCAUGCAGGGCUGGAAGCUGGCCCCGGCACUUGCCACGGGCAACACUGUGGUCAUGAAGGUGGCAGAGCAGACGCCCCUUUCUGCCCUGCACUUGGCCUCCCUCGUCAAAGAGGUGGGCUUUCCCCCUGGGGUGGUAAACAUCAUCACAGGCUAUGGCCCAACAGCAGGAGCGGCCAUUGCCCAUCACAUGGAUAUUGACAAAGUUGCCUUCACUGGCUCCACCGAGGUGGGCCACCUGAUCCAGAAGGUGGCCGGCGAUUCCAACCUCAAGAGAGUCACCCUGGAGCUGGGUGGGAAGAGCCCGAGCAUUGUGUUGGCCGAUGCCGACAUGGACCACGCCGUGGAGCAGUGCCAUGAAGCCCUGUUCUUCAACAUGGGUCAGUGCUGCUGUGCCGGUUCCCGGACCUUCGUUGAAGAAUCCAUCUAUGAUGAGUUUCUCGAGAGAACUGUGGAAAAAGCUAAGCAGAGGAAAGUUGGGAACCCCUUUGAGCUGGACACCCAGCAGGGGCCCCAGGUGGACAAGGAACAGUUUGAACGAAUCCUGGGCUACAUCCAGCUUGGCCAGAAGGAGGGGGCAAAACUUCUGUGUGGUGGGGAGCGUGUUGGAGAGUGAGGCGUCUUCAUCAAGCCCACGGUCUUUGGUGGUGUGCAGGAUGACGUGAGGAUUGCCAAGGAGGAGAUCUUCGGGCCUGUGCAGCCUCUGUUCAAGUUCAGGAAGGUGGAGGAGGUGAUUGAGAGGGCCAACAACACCAGGUAUGGCUUGGCCGCUGCUGUGUUCACCCAGGACCUGGACAAAGCCAUGUACUUCACACAGGCACUCCAAGCUGGGACGGUGUGGGUAAACACCUACAGCAUUGUCACCUGCCACACGCCAUUUGGAGGCUUUAAGGAAUCUGGCAAUGGGAGGGAGCUGGGGGAGGAUGGGCUUAAGACCUACACAGGGGUGAAGACAGUCACCAUCAAGGUUCCUCAGAAGAACUCGUAA
This is a messenger RNA of Lipotes vexillifer (Yangtze River dolphin), 1602 nucleotides long. RefSeq names its product aldehyde dehydrogenase 1 family member B1 (gene ALDH1B1). Lineage: Eukaryota; Metazoa; Chordata; Mammalia; Artiodactyla; Lipotidae. The record is from RefSeq and is a predicted model, not a curated record. The transcript has 2 exons. Gene Ontology annotation, molecular function: oxidoreductase activity, acting on the aldehyde or oxo group of donors, NAD or NADP as acceptor.